Messenger RNA from Juglans regia (Persian walnut), 570 nucleotides. RefSeq lists its product as uncharacterized. NCBI's taxonomy places the organism in Eukaryota, Viridiplantae, Streptophyta, Magnoliopsida, Fagales, Juglandaceae. The coding region runs from base 1 to 570 and encodes 189 amino acids. The record is from RefSeq and is a predicted model, not a curated record. The transcript has a single exon.
AUGGCAGAUGGUGUUCGAAGAUCCAAGGAUCUAAAUUCUCCUGGUCAACUACUAGCAACACGGUGUCAUGAACGUGCAGCACGGUACACGAAUAAUGAAAGACAUGAGCCAGCACCAACUGCUCAAUCAAAGUUUAAGAAAUGGUGGGCAUACUUUUGUUUGUGCGGAUGGGUUAAGCAUUUUAUGCGUCGGGGUCGAUCCAACUGGGUCCUCGAGACACGUGGCACAUUGAUGUUGGCAGCCACUGUAAUUGCAACCGUUACAUUCCAAAUUGGGAUCAACCCUCCAGGUGGUGUUUGGCAACAAGAUUGUGAAGGUCAUACAAAAUUUCAGAAUUGUACGGGCAAGGCAAUUUUCUCUGAUAUCAACCCAAAUGAAUACGAAUUAUUUUUGUCUUUCAACACCACCUCUCUUGUUGCAACUCUGAGCGUCGUACUUCUGGUCACCAUGCUUAUUGCAGUCACGUUCUUGCUAUCUACCUAUUUUUUGGCUAUGGAUUUGGUGACCUCGGAUACUGUUAAAGAAAAACCCAUGAUCACCUGGAUUCUCUUUACAUUAUCAGGAAUUUAG